Molecule: messenger RNA, 650 nt
Organism: Fimicolochytrium jonesii
Lineage: Eukaryota; Fungi; Chytridiomycota; Chytridiomycetes; Spizellomycetales; Powellomycetaceae
Product: phosphate transport-domain-containing protein
Exons: 6
Coding region: 115-567 (150 amino acids)
Biological process (GO): protein targeting to ER
Cellular component (GO): endoplasmic reticulum; mitochondrion
Source: RefSeq, a predicted model, not a curated record
AUCUGCUCUUCGCCGGCUACUUCCACUGUAUUUAACGACUCCUCCCUCGCACCCACCCUGUGCGCCGUUGCACUCUCAAGAGACUCAACAGAACCAAUUCGCUGUUCUGUCAUCAUGUUUUCGGCUCAGGACAUCCUUGCGCUCAUCGGACUUUAUUCAGUGGCCACAAACUUCGAGUCGGUCACGCAACCGUAUACCAACCUUCUCUGGGCAGCCUACCUUGGAAUCGAGUUCACCUCGGCAAUCACACUCUUCAUCGUUUACCGGAAGAUUGCUCUUAAGAAUGAUCAAGCACCUGUGAUGCUGAAUGAGGGCGAUACCACUUCGCAGCCAAAUGAUGGAAUCAUAGUUCGUACAACCGACUACGACUCGAAGAACAUCAUGCAGCAUCUCCGUUCUCUAGUCAUUCGCGCGGCAACAUUUGGCUUUUUCUACCUGAAGUUUGGGCAUCUCAGCGUGCUGCUUUUGCAAGCCAUCCUCGGCUUAAAAACCAUCUACCACUCGCAGGUUGUUCAGGUCCACCUGUUGGGCAAACAGUCGGUCGGGAACCUAGCUAGACCUUGGUGAGCCGCUUUGCCUUUGGCAAUCCGUGCCUACCGGAAAGGACCAAAGCCAUGCAAAACGGAAGGAAAGCCGACCAUCCUCCAGAC